AGCGGGGCGGCGCUCGCGUCCGCGAUCUCUUCCUGCUGCGCGCGUUGAUGGCUGUCUUCGGGGGGCCGAAGAGCCCGUGGCGCGCGCGCGACGGGCGGGCGCAUCGCUGCCGCAACGGAGCUUGGAGGCACGACGCCGCGAUGAACGUCCAGCAGGCGCUGCGCAUGGAGAGAGCAGUGGGCCUGGCGGGCGCGACCCUUCUCCACGUGAGCAAGGUCGAGGGGGGUGGCGACCCCGACGCGGGCUUCUCCAUCGCGCGCAAUAUGCCGCGCGAAACGCUGGGAAGGUUUUUCGCUGCAGGGAAUAAUAAUUUACUCAAGACCUUCUGCAAGUGGCGCGACCAGCAGGAGAGGGCGGAGCCUCGCCUGGCGUUCAGGGGCGCGCGUCUGAAGAUCGAGCCUGGCAAUGCAGCGGUGGAAAUCAGAAAGAGCCCCGUGGUCAACUGCUACGCGCACGUGGAUUUAUCCAUCAAGUUCAAGCCCCCCGCCGCCGACGCUGACAGGUGCGACCUCAUGAUGGCGACCCUCUACGGCGACGACGCGGGGCCCAAGGAGAUCGAGGGCGUUGGCGAGGCGCUGGCGCCGAUGCACCUGCG
Messenger RNA from Prorocentrum cordatum, 595 nucleotides. The record is from the annotation of a GenBank genome assembly. NCBI's taxonomy places the organism in Eukaryota, Dinophyceae, Prorocentrales, Prorocentraceae.